Molecule: messenger RNA, 1371 nt
Organism: Hibiscus syriacus
Lineage: Eukaryota; Viridiplantae; Streptophyta; Magnoliopsida; Malvales; Malvaceae
Product: lysine histidine transporter-like 8
Exons: 8
Coding region: 1-1371 (456 amino acids)
Cellular component (GO): plasma membrane
Source: RefSeq, a predicted model, not a curated record
AUGAAAGAUGAAAGUAGAUCGUCACCGUUUAAUUAUUUCUUUUCUGUUGAUCAACGAAAUAUAAAGGCGACGAAUAAUUCUCGCACUGCAGAGCUGAUAUCCAUACCAGCAACGCCACGUGUAUCAACGCCGGAAAUACAGACGCCUUCAGGGCAGAGGUCACCGCGGCAGAAGUCGUCGACAGCAUGGACCAACGUCGUUUAUAUCCCCCAGGUUCUUGAGUCCAAUAGGGACUCCAUGAAGGGUUUGGUCAAUAUGAAAGGUUCUUGGAAGAAGUGGGUCAUCUCACAAGCUUACCCUCAAGAUGCUUGGCUUCCCAUCACUGAAUCACGCAAUGGGAACGCUCAUUACGCUGCGUUUCAUAAUCUCAAUGCUGGGGUUGGGUUCCAAGCUUUGGACUUGGGUAUAUUAUCCUUAACUAUAGCCUACUGUUGGCAACUUUACACCUUAUGGAUUCUGGUUCAGUUGCAUGAAGCUGUUCCAGGAAAGAGAGAAAGAUUAGGAGUUUGGCUUGCUCUCUUUCCAACAGUUUAUUUAUCAGCAGGAACUGCAACAGCUUUGAUUCUCAUAGGAGGGGAGACCAUGAAACUAUUCUUCCAGAUUGUUUGUGGCCCUCAGUGGCUCUCUCUUGUAGGAGCCGUCACAGCCAUCACAUACUCCACUAUGGUGUGGGUGCUCUCUGUUAGCCAACAAGACCACCCACAAUCUCUUAUGAACCUGUCUCAUUUCCAUCCUGCUGCUGCUUUCUUCUCAGUCAUGAAUGCACUCGGAAUUGUAGCCUUUGCAUUCAGAGGCCAUAAUGUAGUUUUAGAGAUUCAGGCAACAAUGCCAUCAACAUUUAAACACCCAGCUCAUGUGCCCAUGUGGAGAGGAGCCAAGGUUGCUUAUUCUUCAUCGCCACGUGCCUUUUCCCUGUUGCCAUUGGAGGCUUUUGGGCUUAUGGAAACCUUGAGGGAUUCUGAAUGCACUUUAUGGAUUUCACAGUCACCACAUAUCAAGAGGACUUCUUGCCUUGACUUUUCUUCUUGUGCUUUGAAGCUGGAUAUACUAGCCGUACUAACCGCCCUUGCUCGAUCUGGUUCGAUCUGGGUUUCGUGUUUUCUUCGGAUUUGUGUCCUUCUUCAUAGGAGUGGCACUACCAUUCCUUUCAAGCCUUGCUGGACUGUUGGGAGGACUCACUCUCCGGUUACAUUUGCUUAUCCUUGUUUCAUGUGGGUUCUAAUCAAAAGGCCUGCAAAAUACAGCUUCAAUUGGUACUUCAAUUGGAUCCUCGGUUGGUUGGGUAUUGCCUUCAGCUUGGUCUUCUCUAUUGGUGGCGUGUGGAGCAUUGCCAACAAUGGCCUCAAGUUGAAAUUCUUCAAGCCCAAUUAA